Amyelois transitella is the source of this 976-nucleotide messenger RNA. RefSeq names its product U1 small nuclear ribonucleoprotein A (gene snf). Bases 263 to 928 code for a protein of 221 amino acids. The record is from RefSeq and is a predicted model, not a curated record. Gene Ontology annotation, molecular function: U1 snRNA binding. The transcript has 4 exons. NCBI's taxonomy places the organism in Eukaryota, Metazoa, Arthropoda, Insecta, Lepidoptera, Pyralidae. Gene Ontology annotation, biological process: mRNA splicing, via spliceosome. Gene Ontology annotation, cellular component: U1 snRNP.
CUGACAGACCCGCUCGCGUCGCGUCGUUCGUUCGCGUCUUUUGACUUCAUUGCUUAUUACUCGUCUCUUUAUUAAUUAACCUAUCCGCCGGUUGCGAGGCAGAAAAAUACUUUAAACUUAACAAAACCUAAAAAGAAUAUUACAUACCUGCAUCACCGGCUUUAACUAUUUUCAAAGGUUUCGAUUUCUUCAAGUUUAGUGCCGCAGUGAAAGUUUUCACACAUCACAAUUUUUUGAGAUCCAUCCUCUUUUAUUUUUCGUCAUGACUCUAGAUAUUCGUCCCAACCACACGAUUUACAUAAACAAUCUUAAUGAGAAAAUUAAGAAGGAAGAACUUAAGAAAUCUCUGUAUGCGAUUUUUUCACAGUUCGGUCAAAUUUUAGAUAUUGUGGCCCUCAAAACAUUGAAAAUGCGUGGGCAAGCGUUUGUUAUUUUUAAAGAAAUAUCCAGUGCUACAGUAGCCCUAAGAAGCAUGCAAGGAUUCCCAUUUUACGACAAACCAAUGAGGAUUCAAUACUGCAAAACUGACAGCGAUGUUAUUGCUAAAAUCAAGGGCACCUUCCAAGAAAGACCAAAGCGUCCUAAAAUGCCAAAGUCAGAGGACAGCAAGAAGAAGAAGAAGAUGGAUGCCAGUCGCCAUGUGCCCGGUGUUGGAGCGCCAAGCUUGCUGAACAACGUCAAUGUUGAACAACCGCCUAACCAGAUCCUCUUCCUCACAAAUCUGCCAGACGAGACAUCUGAAAUGAUGUUGUCUAUGCUUUUCAACCAAUUCCCUGGCUUCAAAGAGGUUCGUCUUGUGCCAAACAGGCAUGAUAUUGCUUUUGUUGAGUUUGCCAAUGAAAUGCAAUCAGCGGCGGCAAAGGAAGCACUCCAAGGUUUCAAGAUCACUCCAACGCACGCUAUGAAGAUUACAUUUGCUAAGAAAUAAUGUACAAUGUAUCAUUUAAAGAGUAAUAAAUAAAUUUUAAGUAACUGA